AUGAUAGGUUUCAUCUUCUGUUCAUUUACACCUUGUACGGAAAUAUCAUCUACAGUUUGCAGAUCAAAUUGGAACGCGCAUGUCGGAAGCUGAAAAGAAGAGUUUUUUUGAGCAUGCCAGUGCGUUUCACAAUGAUUAUUCUGUGUUCUAAAAUAUGUUUUAGGGACGAGAGCUCCAGGUAAAAGACAAGUGAAGCCGACAGCAGCUGUGCUUCUGGAUCUCGACUUGCCUCCCGACGAGGAGGACGACGACGAAGAGUUCGUCGGUAAACUUAUUUUCCUAUUUUAUUAAAUAAUUUCCUUGUUAUACAUCGUUCUGAAUCAGUAAUACUUUGCGUACUAAGUUGUCCACACUUCAAAAGUUACAAUUGAGUACGAAUCGAUUAAAAAUUUAUCUGCACCAACGUGCUACUUUCUUCUAUUAUUCGCACUAUAUCAUAUAUUAUUUUCUUUUUUCUGCUAAGAAAACAUUAUCAACUCAAGAAUUAAGGCUUAAUGGAUAAUUGAUCUGAGAAAUCGAAUUUUUCUUUAUGUCGCUAUUGGAUGCGAGAUUAGUUUUACAUGUUCGAGCAGCAAAAAUCUCUAGAACUACCAAAAUUUUCAGUUUGUCGCUCUGAUAACUUGAAACUAGUUUGCAUUCAUAUAUGUUCACUUAAUUAAUAUUUUUUCACAGAAGGUUGCUGUAUUUCGGAAAAAAGUUCAUUGCACCCAAAACGCUAUAUUUGACGAAGAAAAGUUGUUUCUCAAAUGAGAAUCCCGAAGCUUAAAUUUUACAGCGGAUGACGGUUCUCAAGAAUCUGAUGGCUCUUCUUCCGAAUCUUCAACUGAAGGGGAUGGAGAUGAAGAUGAGGAAGAAGAAGAAAAAGAAGGAGACGAGAAGAAGGAUAUUGAAGAAUUAGCGACCGAGACAGUCGCCGAAAGUGUUUGUUUUUUUUUUUAAUCGAAGCUGUUUUGAAAAUAUUGGUAGCGUUAAAUCUCAGUUUUUUUUUAAUAAGCUUAGGAAAUAAUUUAUUACAGAGUGUUCCAAUCUGUUCUAUUUGCUUGAACCAACGACCAUCGCUGGCCAACGACGAAGUGAUGCACUGCGACAAGUAGCCCUUCCACGAAUCUUUUCCGUAUACGGAAUGCAUUCAGAUGCGGCGUGGCGGUGCACGAGGCUUGUUAUGGCGGCGACCACACGGGAAGCCAUUCCGAGGAUUCCGACGACGACUCCCCGACGGAGCUUUGGUUCUGCGAGGCCUGCGUAUAUGGGCUCCGCGAGCCGCCGUUCUGCGAGUUCUGCCCCAGUCGCUACGGCGCUUUCAAGCGAUCUGGUAUAUACAUUUUCAUCAACCUUAUGUAUUGAAAGGUUGAUCCAGCAAAUAAAGUUUAUAUGACCAAAAAAAUGCGAAAAAUAUGAAUAGAAAAAGUUGAAAUUUUUUUCAAUUUUUUUAGUUUAAAAAAAGAGUCUAGUCAUCAGAGAACGGGUCCUGAACAGAAUAAAGGUACGUCCACAAUUGACUGCCUUCACCCUUUUUAUUUUUUUUUUUAGUAUCAAACUGCGAUAAGUUUCUAGUAUCAAACGCGCCCCCUAAUAGCGCUACACAUACCAUUCGCUAUCGGAAAAAAAAAAAUGAAAAGUUGGAAUCUAAGACGUUGAACUGAUUUUCAUCCAUUAACUUCUUGAAACGAAAUGUUUUUAUAGAUGUUGGCGGUCGAUGGGUUCAUCCUCUUUGUGCUUUUUAUACACCUUCAGCCACGUUCGGUGACAUCGAUAAAUACUCGGCGAUCAGUUGGCAAGAAAUGGACCACCGUCUGUUUGGAAAAAAGGUUCCUUAUUUUGGAUUCAUUUUCAUAUUAAAUUCAUGCAGCCGUGCUCGGCGUGUACUAAUAAGCUGGAAGCUCGGACUGGAAUAACCAUUCGCUGCGAAAUCGGACUCUGCAAGGAGCAUUUCCACGUUUCUUGUGCUCAGAGGUUAUUUUUUCGUGCAUUAUAGUUACAUUUUUAGUAGCAAAAUGUUUAUACUCCAGUAUUCAACAGUUUUAGAAGUAUAAGGACCUCAUGAAAGUGCGUAAUUUCAGCAUCUCAUGGACUAUUUUACCUUCGCUAUUAUUUUUAUGUUUUUCUUUUAUGAAAAAGGAACUAAAUUUUUCUUUGGAAGUUUUAAUCUUCAAAAAUUUCUCUGACUUUCAUUUUUCUUCCAGUUAAAAUCAAUGAGAGCUUAAAACAGACUUGGAUAUUUGGUGGACCACUCGGAAAUGGAAGAAAAGGCGACUUCGAACGAAGCGCCCGUCUCGCAGUACGUCACCUGCAAGCGUCAUUCCAACUCGGACAACGCCAAGGCCCUCCGCACCGCGUCAGAACUUUCAUUAUUAUUUUUUACUUUUUUGGAAUUGAGAGGUUUUCUAAAGAAAUUAUUAAUGCUGCAGUAUAUUCGUGAGAAUAGAAGAAGUCUUCAGAUACGCCAAAUGGUUCAUUCAAGAAGAGCGGCGCUUGACGGUGGCCCGAAGGAAAGUUCUGACUGAGCGGGAAGAAAGGAAACGUCUCGAGUACUUUGAGAAAAGCCAGCAGAACUUUAAAAGUCUUGAAUCUGUGACGAUAUGUUGGCCCAAAGAAACUUGGGGUCGUGUGAGUUUUUUUUUCCGCAAAGAAAAUCCUUCCAAACGAUGUCACGUGUUCAAAGAAAAAAAAAUUUAAAAGCUAUAUCUCCAAAAAGAAAAGUUUUGCGCAGAUAGCGACUAUGUGGAAUCAAUUCCUAGUCUAUCAAAGAUUGUUCGAGCAAGUUUAUAGAAAACUCUGAACACUACGCCAAAUGACCUUCCCUGUGAAGAGAAAGUUCGAGCCAUUUAGCAUUUUGGGGAUCCACGGUAUAGCUUAUUCACGGCUAGAUUGGGACUCAGGAAGGCGUGACCUGUCUGCGCUCUCCACUAAGCAGACGCUGUCUCUCUUCUUAUCGUGUCAGGACCCUUUUUGCGGUCAAGCCAGCCGUAAAUCAGCUACAAACGCAUUCACCACUUCCUUGUAUUCGGCCUUUUAAGGGCUAAUUUCAGCCGGAAAGAGCUCGUCGCUCGCGACAUCUCCAUACUUCUCCGCGAUAUCUCAACGCCUUCAAAGAAAAAGCCGAACUUGCCAACAUUGAUGAAGAGCAUUUCGAGCAGGAAUUCCUCCGUCUAGACGUCGAAAGUCUCCCUUUUUUGAGCCCUGGGUUUUCACGCGAGUUUGUCGAGUAAGAAAUUUUCAGUCAUAUCUUGGUUAAUCUUUCCUUCUCCAGUUACUUUUUUCAUCGCGAGAAUCAUGUUGUUCUGCAAGAGAAGAAAAAGCUCGAGAUGCUGCGCAAGUCUAUACAAACUCUGAAAGAUCGAAAGUUCUCUCGAGAAGCGGACAACGAAAAAAAACAGGUUCGUUCAGGAUCUAUUCUUUCUCGGUUUGGUGUAGCUUUCUUGCGAAUGUAGAAAGUUUGGGCAGAACGAAACUUUUAUUAAAGAAAAGGCUGAGUUGAAUGGUCGUAUGAGUCGAAGCAAUGUAGUGAGCAUGUUUGUUUCAGUUGGAAGCGCAAGCGGCUGAGUCGGCCGAAGAUCUGGAAGACUCCUGCGCGCUUCUCACUCGUUUCUACAACGUUCUGCAGCUGGUUGGAGUCAAACGCAUCAAUAAACCUUCGAUUGUUCAAAGCAAACAGUCUUCUCCACCUUCCAAGAAGAUGUUCGCGUCUUGCCCGGAUUUCGAAUAUCUCAACUGGACUUUCAGGAAGCUUUCGAAAAGUGUGACUCCGCCGGCUAGCUCUGCAAAGAAUUCUUCGGUCGAGGCUAACGGCGCCGUCCACAACUGCGCCGAGUGUAACAAGGUGAAUUUUUCGACUUUUUUCAGUUGGAUCAAUCGCGAUUUCAGACCCACGACCAACAUUUGAUGACCAACUGUGAUGAGUGUCUCAAGUAUUAUCACAUCGGAUGUUUGGAUCCGCCGCUCGAAAGGUCGUUUCCGAUAAUCACCUCAAUUUUUUUUUCGUAAAAAAAUAACUCAGCUUUUGAUAUUUAUUAUAAAUUUCUCCAAAAAUUUGUCUCCUAAGUCGGACUCUUUGUUCAUCGGUUCAUCUUUCAAAAAAUUCGAAGAUCAAAAAAGUAUUAAUAGGUAAAUCACUAUCUGAAUAUUUUUAUGUGAAUAUUCCUAGUCAGUACUGAUCAAACUUGUUUUGAGGCUUCCAAAACGAACUGCGAACAUCGGAUGGGUUUGUCACCAGUGCGAUACAGAUAAUGAAGACGAGGAAGCCGUCGAGGUUUUCGAGUUUUGAAACGAAUCUGAAAAUGAUAUAUUCAAGGACGAGACUUCGAAUGAUGGACCUCGGAAGCUGCGACAAAGAAGUGACACGUUGAAGAUCAAGAAAAAUGCAGAGAUUCAGGUAUAAAACUAGAAUAUUUUUGUAAUUCGUUAAUAAUAUCCUCCUGAGAAGAUAGAAAGAGUCUUUCAAAUUUGCUCCUUUCGCGGUUAUCUGAAUAGUCUUUUUUUCGUUGCUGAUUGUCUUUUUCAGAGCUGUCGUUUUUUGAAAAACAGAAAGAGGGGUAAGUUUCAGGGGUUCACUGCAAUUUUUAGAAAGAGUUUUUUCUGUCUUUUAAGGUUUAGCAAGUAAAUUCCUUUUAUUUGUAAGUAGGCAUCCCGUAUCUCAAAGUUUUCGAAUCCAUCUAUCCCUCAGCAACAGUAAGAAUCGAUCUGCAGGAACAGAAUCGCGCUUUCCGCGAAGCCGUGCGACGGAGCAAACUCGACUACAAGCCGCCGACAAAAAAGCCAAAGAAGCAGUCGGCGACGCCGCGGAGUCUUUCCCGCAAAACUGCCCACUCUGACGAUGACGAGCCAGAACUGUGA
This is a messenger RNA of Caenorhabditis auriculariae, 4833 nucleotides long. NCBI's taxonomy places the organism in Eukaryota, Metazoa, Nematoda, Chromadorea, Rhabditida, Rhabditidae. The record is from the annotation of a GenBank genome assembly.